This is a messenger RNA of Lathyrus oleraceus (garden pea), 2613 nucleotides long. RefSeq names its product protein FAR1-RELATED SEQUENCE 5-like. Gene Ontology annotation, molecular function: zinc ion binding. Gene Ontology annotation, biological process: regulation of DNA-templated transcription. The record is from RefSeq and is a predicted model, not a curated record. The coding region runs from base 1 to 2613 and encodes 870 amino acids. NCBI's taxonomy places the organism in Eukaryota, Viridiplantae, Streptophyta, Magnoliopsida, Fabales, Fabaceae. The transcript has 4 exons.
AUGGCCGAAUUCGGUCUCGUUAAAAUGGAAGAGACUUUAAGUGAUCCAAAAUGGAUGUGUGAUAUGAAGGAGGGGCUGGAAUCUUUUGAGAAAAACAAUACUUGGGAGUUGGUUAAUCUACCGGACGGGAAGAAGCCAAUUGGUGUGAGAUGGGUGUUCAAAGUGAAGGUAAACCCCAAGGGUGAAAUAAUCAAGCAUAAGGCUCGAUUAGUUGCAAAGGGAUUCUUGCAAAGAGAAGGCAUAUACUUUGAAGCGGUAUUCACACCGGUUCUAGGAUUGAAGUCAUUAGUUUGUGUCAGAAUGGACAGUUCAAGCAUUUUUAUAGAAUGUGGUAGUAGUCAAGGGAAAGAUGUAGAAGUUGAUCACGGUGAUUGUGGUGGUUAUGAUGAUGACACACUUUGGGUUCCUGCAAUCGGGAUGUGUUUUUCUUGUCUAGAGGAAGUUAAAACAUAUUAUCAAGAGUAUGCUUUAAAAAAGGGGUUUGGAUGGAGGAUUAGAUCAUCGAAAAAAGGAGAUGACGGGGAGGUCAACUACCUAAUACUUUCAUGUUCAAGAGAGGGGUCUAACAUUUCAAAAAUUUCAUGCACGUUAAAGACACUACCAUCUAGAGCAAAAAAUUGUCCUGCCAAGAUUUGUAUUAAAUUGAAACAAGAUGGUUUAUGGUACAUUACACAAUUUGAAUCUAACCAUUCUCAUGAGACUAGCCCUACAAAAGCAAGAUUGUUCAAGGCUAACAAGAAAAUGAACUUACAUGUGAGGAGAACAAUCCAAAUCAAUGAUGAUGCGGGAGUAAGGAUCAACAAGACUUUUCAAUCGCUUGUUAAAGAUGCAGGAGGACAUGAAAAUAUUCCCUUUUGUGAAAAAGAUGUGAGGAAUUAUAUUAACAAAGAGCGUCGUGCAAUUGGAAAAGAAGGUGAUGGUAAGGCUUUGAUUAGUUAUUUUUGUAAAAUGAGGGAACAAAAUACAAAUUUCUUCUAUGACAUAGAUUUGGAUGAUGAUUUUCAUGUGAGGAAUGUAUUUUGGGCUGAUGCAAGAAGUAGAGCCGCUUACGAAUAUUUUGGAGAUGUUGUAACUUUUGACACAACAUACUUGACUAACAAAUAUGACAUGCCUUUUGCUGCAUUCGUUGGUGUGAAUCACCAUGGUCAAUCAACAUUACUUGGUUGUGGAUUACUUUCAGGUGAAGACACGAAUUCUUUUGUGUGGUUAUUUAAGUCAUGGCUUCGUUGUAUGCUAGAAAAAGCACCUUUGGGUAUUGUGACCGAUCAAUGUAAGGCUAUGAAAAAUGCUAUUGAGUUAGUCUUCCCUACAACUCGUCAUAGGUGGUGUUUAUGGCAUAUAAUGAAAAAAAUUCCAGAAAAGCUAAGUGGAUAUGGUGAAUACAAAAGGAUCAAGUAUGCAAUGAAAGAAGCCGUCUAUGAUACAUUUACAACAGCUAGUUUUGAAAAAAAAUGGUGUUCGUUCAUAGAAAAGUUUGAUCUCCAAGAAAAUGAUUGGUUGGGUGGGUUAUAUAUUGAGCGUCAUAGGUGGGCACCAACUUUGCUAAGGGUCUAUUUUUGGGCUGGUAUGUCAACUACGCAACGUAGUGAGAGCAUACAUGCUUUCUUUGAUGGAUAUAUCAAUUCUACAAUAAGUCUAAAUCAGUUCGUGAAACAAUAUGAUAAUGCUCUUAGAAGUCGGGCAGAAAAGGAAUUUGAAGCUGAUUUUAAUUCGAUGGAUACAACAAUUCCAUGUGGGUCAAACUCAUCCAUUGAGAAGCAAUUCCAAAGUGAGUUUACGAAUGCCAAAUUCAAGGAAAUUCAAGUGGAAUUCAGAUCUAAAAUGAAUUGUUCUGCCUCAUUAAAUAGCAUGGAAGAUUGCUUUGCUACGUAUCAUGUGUUGGAGGAGAUAUUAGUUGGAGACAUACGCAAAGAGCGAGUCUUAAAAGUUGUGCUUAAUAAGGAAAACCACGAUUUCAAAUGUGAAUGCUCAUUAUUUGAGUUUAGAGGUAUUGUGUGUCGGCAUGUGUUAUCCGUGUGUAGUCAGGAGAGGAUUGUAAGUCUUCCAGAGAAGUAUGUUUUAACGAGAUGGAAGAAAAACAUUAAAAGGAAGCAUUCAUAUAUCAAGACUAGUUAUGGUGUAACAGAGUUGAAGCCACAAAUGGACAGGUUUGACAAAUUAUGCAAGCAUUUUUAUGAGGUUGCUGAAGUAGCAGCUGAGUCAGAAGAGACUACCGAAGACCUCCAUGAGACAUUACGUUUGUUUAGCUCUAAUAUGUCCACAAAGGAUAGUUCCCUUAUUGAAGAAAAUCUAAAUGAUGGUUUUAAUCCAAUCAAUAGUAAUAUAAUUCGCAGUCCAAAACAUGUCAAGCGUAAAGGUCGUCCUCCAUCUAAAAGGAAAACAUCUGUCGCCGAAACGAUCGCCAAGAGGUCAAGGAAACGAACAAAAAAAAGUGAUCACACUGAGCUUACUACAGUUGGAAAUUGUAUGUCAUUCAUGGAUCUUUUGACAACAUGUGAAACAACCUUGACGGGUUCAUCUCAAGUUAUUCAUGUGGAAUAUUCGGGUGGGAUGUUGAAAGAUUGUAAAUUGAAAUUUGUAUUAAUCCAAAUUGUAAAUGGUGCAAUAUUGUAA